Messenger RNA from Juglans regia (Persian walnut), 2173 nucleotides. RefSeq names its product zinc finger CCCH domain-containing protein 13-like. The record is from RefSeq and is a predicted model, not a curated record. The transcript has 15 exons. Gene Ontology annotation, molecular function: metal ion binding. The coding region runs from base 284 to 2059 and encodes 591 amino acids. NCBI's taxonomy places the organism in Eukaryota, Viridiplantae, Streptophyta, Magnoliopsida, Fagales, Juglandaceae.
ACUCACCGAAGUCUGCUGUCUUUGGGUCUUGUUGCCUUCUGUCGGCGAUUCAAAGCUUAUCUCAUCACCUAGAUUCCUCGUUAGGUACCCGGCUAGGCUCUGACAGUGUAGGGCUACCUUCCCUUGCAGGAAUUCUCAUUUCAUUCUUAUCCAUGGCCGCGCCAGGGACUUUUCUUAAUUAGUAAACCUCUCAUUGGUUUAAUACUUUGUUUUCAUUCUCGCUUCUCUCGCAAAGUGAUUCUCUGAUUUCGGGCUUUAGAGAGAGUAUCUACAUUUUUCCGCCAUGGUCGAGAGGAAACUAUUCAAGACGAAGCUGUGCGUUUUGUACCAGAAGGGCCGCUGCACGCGCCAGAGUUGCUCGUUUGCGCACGGCGACUCGGAGCUCCGGGGAUUCUCUGGUUCCUAUACUGGAAUAUAUAUAUUCCUUGAUAUAUGGUUAGUGGCUUUCUUCUUCAGAACGGAUUAUGUUGGUUGGUUGUUUUAUCUUAAAGCCGAUUGUGGUGUUUACUUGGAGAGCUUUAUCAUUGCCAUAAUGCAUCUACAGACCAUCAAAGUUUUCUUAACAGACCAUGAUAUAUCUUCUUCCAUGUUAACCACAAAGGGAGGUUUGGUUAAAGGUUCAAAUGCAAUUGCAGCAACUUAUGAUACUACUUUUUCAACAAGCUUAUUGGACCUUGUUGAUCUUUGUGACAAAGACAAGGAUGCCACCUCAUCUUUAUUGGAUUCUACGCUGAAGUGUGAAGGAUAUUUCAAUGAUCUCAAGAAGAAGAUGGAGAUAUCAGUUCUCCUUUAUCAGAUUUCAUAUAGUGAUGUGAAAUUAAUUCAUAUUGACUUAGUUUGCUGUUUGAAAACUCUUUUCUAUGUUAUUGCAGCUCGACGGGAAUAUCAUGGUAGUGACUUAAGGAAUAAGCUUGACAGGACGCACUCUCCACCACGAAGGUAUACGCCAGUGAGAGAUGCAAGAGGCCGACAAACCCUUUGUGAGUAUAGCUCUACCAUAUCAAUUGAACGGAUGAGAAAACGUAUGAAAAAACAACACUUCAAUGGCAAAGGUGAUUUUUCUGGAAGUUUGAGAAUCUUUGAGCGAACUGAAGAUAGAGUUAAAGAAGGAAAAAUUGCAUCCACUGAUUCCAGGGAUGAUCUCAAGGAUCAGUUAAAGAAAAUGCAGUCGGAUAUUAACAUGCUUGAACAUCACAAAAUUCAGCUAGGGGUCUAUCUAGAAGAGGGGGUCCAGGAAGCAGAUAGUCUGUCUUCUAGAAUUCAGGAGCUUGAGGCUCAAUUAUACAAAGAGAAAGAGGAAUGUAAAAGGAUCACCUCAAGAAUGAAGAAGUUUGUGAAGGUACAUAAUCGUCAUUCACGGAUACAAGAUGAACUGAAGAGGUCACAAGUGCGACUUCAAAAGUUGGGAGAUCAGCUUGGGUCAGAUAUUACUAGAAAUGGUGCCAACGAAGAGGAUUCCAUAAAUAUCGUGAGUGAUGGAGAAACUAAUGGUUUUCCUGUAACCAAUCCACACAAUGAUUUGCAGAAUGAUGCUUCUUCCGGCAAGAAAAGGCUGUGUGCCUCACGUGUCGAACCAGCUGAUUCAACAAGAUUAGGACAUCUGGACGACACAAUCAGAUUCAAGAAGCUUUCUAGGUGGAAUCUGCAACCUGUCCAGUCAAAUGAAAGUAAUGAAGUUGAGGCAUUGCAUAAUGGAACUGACAGUGCUAAGAGCCUAGCAAAGGAAGGCAAGAAUAAGCGAGGAAAGACUGUUCUUACAAGCAUCCUCAAUGCAGAUAAGAUGAAGGCUUUGGAUUCAGCGCUUGUACCAUCGACCAGCAUGGCUGCUCAUGUAGAAGACGAAGAGGUUGAGAUUGAAUUGGACAGACUUGAGGUAAAUGAACCUGCAGCUACAGGAAUUGGGAAAGGACCUGCAAAUGAGAUCAUGGGUGUGCUUCCAUUUCAACUUCCCCCACCACCUCCAAUCCGUCGGAAUGGUUAUUUGCUGUAUGAGGGUGACAAUGAGAAUGUAGAUGUGGAUGCGCUCGAAGAAGAGAUUGAGAAUGUUGACAUUAUUUAAAAUUUUUAAUAGCAGUAAGAGUUUUGAUGGUUAUAUUAGUAUACAUAGCCCUUUUCAUACAUGGUCGUUGGUCGUGUGUUAUUAGUAGAAGCAUGGAGUGUGGAGCAUUUAUGU